AUGGACCUAGACACCCUGCAUACCGCGCCACAGCUCCAAGCAGAAGAUAAUCUUCAGUUUUAUCUUGAUAAACAAGCACUGGAACUCACCCCAGAUGGGAAGUUUAUUCGUUGGUCCACGAAGAACCACCGUCACCCUCGCCAUUGGUCUACAUCGAAGAAAGUAUACAAUAGCUUGUUGAUCGUCUGGCUGGAUUUCUUCACAACUGCAAUAAGCACGGCUGGAAGUGCAGUGGCCAAUGGCGCCCAGAAAGAAUACGGUGUUGCAAAAGCAUUAUCCGUAUUUCUUUUUGUUUCGGUAUACCUUCUAGGGCAGAGCGUAGGGGGCGUCGUCUUCCCUCCCUAUUCUGAAGUCUUUGGCCGGAAGUGGCUUUACAUUGGCUGCUCCGGACUAUAUACUAUAUUUUGUGCCCUAGUAGCAGCAGUACCGUCACUUGCAGCAGUUGUCGUUAGCCGUUUUGUUUGUGGCCUUCUAUCAGCAAUUCCUACCGUUGUCGUCUUGGGUAGCAUGGAGGACAUGUUCAACGCCAAAGAUCGAGUUUGGACAAUCUAUUUUUGGUCGACGGCUGGUAGUAUGGGUUUGGUUAUGGGCCCUAUAAUGAGUUCAUACAUCACUGUUGCCCUAGGAUGGCGAUGGACAUUCUACACCGGAGCAAUAGUUCUUGGUGUCACGACAGGCUUAAUGUUUACCCUUAGCGAAUCUCGGCCGUCGGUGCUUCUCGCUCAAGAAGUUUCUCGGCUGGGCAGACUCACCGGCAUCGAGAACCUUCGCUCGUUGAAUCCAGACCAUACCCCGGACCUGCGCAACUUUGCUCACGUGGCCCUCUUUAGACCACUCUAUCUUUUCUUUACUGAACCAAUCGUAUCCGUAACCUCGGUUAUUAGUGCUGUGUCCUCCGCACUUGUUUACCUUUUCACAGAAGCCCUAUCUCCAAUAUAUGAAUCGUUUGGCUUCUCCACCCAGUCAGCUUCAUUGCCAUUUAUUGCCAUUGGAAUCGGACUAUUAGCCAGUGGUUUCACUCGAAUACUUGAAACUCGGAUCAUUACAAAACAUCAGCGCCAGGGUCACCCGAUUACACCCGAACAUAAGCUCCUCGGAUUAUGCAUCGGCGCCCCUGUCCUUGCUGUUGGGCUAUGGUUGUUUGCGUGGACAAUUCCACCGCACAACCAGACCAUACACUGGAUUGUUCCGACUAUCGCAUUGGCUGUAAUCGGUUAUGCAGUGAAUGAACUAGAUACCUCACUUUCUGGAUAUUUAGCUGAUAGCUACCUGACUUACGCGUCAAGCGGAUAUGCCGCACUGUCACUACUCCGCUCUCUCAUGUCCGCGGUAUUCCCACUGUUCGCUGUCCAAAUGUUCAAAGGAUUGGAGGCGAAUAUGGCGGUUUCAGUGUUGGCGGCCGUGGCAACGGUGUUCUGUGUUGUGCCGCCUCUAUUCACAAGACACGGAAGUCGAAUUCGGGCAAGAAGCAAAUUCGCUAGGUAUAGCUUGCAGGUAUAUCGAGAUAACGCGGUUGAUGCAGACGGUCUCUAG
Molecule: messenger RNA, 1533 nt
Organism: Talaromyces rugulosus
Lineage: Eukaryota; Fungi; Ascomycota; Eurotiomycetes; Eurotiales; Trichocomaceae
Exons: 5
Coding region: 1-1533 (510 amino acids)
Biological process (GO): transmembrane transport
Molecular function (GO): transmembrane transporter activity
Source: RefSeq, a predicted model, not a curated record